Molecule: messenger RNA, 2298 nt
Organism: Callithrix jacchus (white-tufted-ear marmoset)
Lineage: Eukaryota; Metazoa; Chordata; Mammalia; Primates; Cebidae
Product: perilipin-2
Biological process (GO): lipid storage; positive regulation of triglyceride storage
Cellular component (GO): lipid droplet; cytosol
Source: RefSeq, a predicted model, not a curated record
UUAAAGAGUUCUAUUAUGAGGACUAACGUCAUUCAACAAGUUAGUGUGAAUUUGUUUUUGUUUCCCAUUUGCCCCGGGUCUCUUAACACCCCGACCCCAGGCAGGGCUACCCUAACUCUCAGCCUCCCCAGGCAGGACCCCUUGCCCCGCUCCCGACAGGCUCCUCUCACCGCGGCAGGGCCCCUUACCCAAGCAGUACACCGUCUCGCUGGGACCCGGCCCUCACUGGGACGUGCCGCCGCGGGUCACGUGCUGCGGAGUCGCGGGGAGGGGCGGGGAGGCGGGGUUUAUAGCCCGGGCGCCAGCGGGCCCCACGUUUUGCCCCGGUCGUGGCUGCGGGAGUCGCCUUCGGGACGCGCCUGCUCUUCGUCCUUCGCUGCUGUCCGAAGAUUUCUCUCUCUAGGAAGAAAAAUGGCAUCCGUUGCAGUUGAUCCACAACCGAGUGUGGUGACUCGGGUGGUCAACCUGCCCUUGGUGAGCUCCACAUAUGACCUCAUGUCCUCAGCCUAUGUCAAUACAAAGGACCAGUAUCCCUACUUGAAGUCUGUGUGUGAGAUGGCAGAGAAGGGCAUGAAGAACAUCACCUUGGUGGCCCUGACCAGUGCUCUGCCCAUCAUCCAGAAGCUAGAGCCACAAAUUGCAAUUGCCAAUACCUAUGCCUGUAAAGGGCUAGACAGGAUGGAGGAGAGACUGCCUAUUCUGAAUCAGCCAUCAACUCAGGUUGUUGCCAAUGCCAAAGGUGCUAUGACUGGGGCAAAAGAUGCUGUGACGACUACUGUGACUGGGGCCAAGGAUUCUGUGGCCAGCACGAUCACAGGGAUGUUGGACAAGACCAAAGGGGCAGUGACUGGCAGUGUGGUGAAGACCAAGUCUGUGGUCAGUGGCAGCAUUAACACAGUUUUGGGGAGUCGGAUGAUGCAGCUUGUGAGCAGUGGCAUAGAAAAUGCACUCACCAAAUCAGAGCUGUUGGUAGAGCAGUACCUCCCUCUCACUGAAGAAGAACUAGAAAAAGAAGCAAAAAAAGUUGAAGGAUUUGAUAUGGUUCAGAAGCCAAGUUAUUAUGUUAGACUGGGAUCCCUGUCUACCAAGCUUCGCUCCCGUGCCUACCAGCAGGCUCUCAGCAGGGUUAAAGAAGCUAAGCAAAAAAGUCAAGAGACCAUUUCUCAGCUCCAUUCUACUGUUCAGCUGAUUGAAUUUGCCAGGAAGAAUGUGCAUAAUGCCAAUCAGAAAAUUCAGGAUGCUCAGGAUAAACUCUACCUCUCAUGGGUGGAGUGGAAAAGGAGCAUUGGGUAUGAUGAUACUGAUGAGUCCCACUGUGCUGAGCACAUCGAGUCACAUACUCUUGCUAUUGCCCGAAACCUGACUCAGCAGCUCCAGACCACAUGCCACACCCUCCUGUCCAACAUCCAAGGCUUACCACAGAACAUCCAAGAUCAGGCCAAGCACAUAGGGGUGAUGGCCAGCGACGUCUACUCAGUGUUCCGAAAUGCUGCCUCCUUUAAGGAAGUGUCUGACAGCCUCCUCACUUCUAGCAAGGGGCAGCUGCAGAAAAUGAAGGAAUCUUUAGAUGAUGUGAUGGAUUAUUUUGUUAACAACACGCCCCUCAACUGGCUGGUGUUUGAUUUCACCACCAUAGACUUGACAUCUGAGACUGAUGAAAUUCCAGAUAUUAUACCUUUGGAAGAGGAGAACAGAUCAAAUCAUUCACACACUAAUGGCUUUGUCCCCUCAUGGCAAAAUGAUGAAUAACUAACAACAUCAACAAAAUACCCCUAGGUUGGGGGCAGUGGCUCCUGCCUGUAAUCCCAGCACUUUGGGAGGCCGAGGCAGGUGGAUCACGAGGUCGGGAGUUCAAGACCAGCCUGUCCAAGAUGAUAAAACCCAUCUCAACUAAAAAUUACAGAAAAUAUAGCUGGUGCGGUGGCAUGUGCCUGUAAUCCCAGCUACUCAGGAGGCUGAGACAGGAGAAUUGCUUGAACCCAGGAUGUAGCAGUUGCAGGGAGCUGAGAUUGUGCCACUGCACUCCAACCUGGGUGACAGAGCAAGAUUCUGUCUCAAAAAAAAAAAAAAAAUACCCCUUUUGGUUGAAUACACAAUUCAUACUAGAUUGAACUUCCUGUUUUUAUUCCUGUGGCUUUGAAGAGUGUUCAUCUAUUUUUUGGCUACGUUGAUCUUAAUUGCAAUAAAACACUGAACUAAACUUUUGUAAGAGAUCAUAGUUCUGUGUCAUAUAUCCUUUAAUACAAUUAUUUAAAGUUUAAUUGCUGAAAUACUUAUAAUAAAAACUGGGCUGCAUAA